AUGGGCUGUUUUUGUUUCGACGGCAGUUCGCGGGAUCCUUCCACACCCCCACCACAGAAGAACCCGACAAUCUCGAAAACGCCGAGCGACGCGAAGAGCCCGACUGCUAUUGGUAGAGCACCGAGCGACCCGAAGAGCCUGAGAGCGCUGAAGCGACAGAUUUCCAGCACCGCAGCAGAUCCUACUGGGAUCGCCACCAACACCGCCACAUUGCCAGAUCCAUCCCUCGUACCGAACCCAGCCGCAGCAGUUACCGCGUUACCGAAUCCAACCGUUCUACUACCGAACCCUAAUGCCGUCCCCACUGCGCUUCCGUGUCCCGACAGCGGGCCGUUGCUACCGACGGAAUCCGUUCACUUGACUAUAUCAAAUGAUGACAGUGAUAUCGCCUCCCCCGCUACAAAGCAGCCGCAGCAAGCGGCGUCCGCCUCGGUGCUAAGUCCGAACCCGGCGGGACCGGCGAUUCUAGUAUCCUCUGCUGCUACUAUUGCUACCAUUGCUGCUAUUGGUGCUAGUGAUGCUAAUACCAAUAGUAAUUCUCCCCAAAUCGCGUCUCCUGCUGUCCCCGCGGGGAGUGGCGGCGGGCGGAAGCUUCCAGAGUCCGCGCGGGCGGAAGAAGCCGUCCGCGGCGCAGCCGUUGCGCACCCCCAGCGCAUUGGCGCGCCUCCCCGUCCCCGCAUCUUCCGCCGCCGCCUCUUUCGCCGCCUCCGCCCCUCCGCCUCCUCCGCCGCUUCCGCCUCCUCCGCGUCCUCUAUCCCCGUCGGCGCAUCCUCCAUCUCCCCCUCCACCCGUUCCGCCUACCCCUCCGCGGCUUCCGCCUCCCCCGCCGCGCAUUCCCCCGGCGCCAGCCAACCCGCGGAAAACUCCUCCAAGAAUGCUUCUCCUCGAACCGCCGCGGCCGGCGCUGCGCCCGCGCAGGCCGGUUCCGCCACUCCCUCCCCCGCCGCUACGCCCUCCGCUGCCGGCGCUGGCGGCGUCCCCGGCGCUUCGCCGACCGCGGGGACGGCGGCGGCUGCGGUCCCCCUUCCGCUGCCAGUGAGCGGCGAGAUCGCCGCGCGCGCAGCUGUUGCGUCCAGUGCGCAACCCGCGAGCCCCGCGGGCGGCGCCGGGGGCGCAGGGGGCGCGGGAGGCGCGCGGGCUGUGUUUCCGCCUUCUCCCAGCGCCGCCCCCUUGGGUGCUAGGCGAGGCGAGCGAGAGUGGUUAACGGAGGUCAGUGUGGUGGCCCAUCUCGCCCACCCCAACCUCGUCUCCCUCGUGGGCUACUGCGCGCACCACCACCACCGCAUGCUCGUAUACCCCUACCUCCCCAACGGCUCCCUCGAGCAAAUACUUUUCGGGCUGCCCGCAAAGGAAACGCCACUGACGUGGCAGCAGCGGAUUGGCAUUGCGGUCGGGGCGGCAAAGGGCCUGGCCUAUCCGCACGAGGAAAUGGAGAAGCCGAUCAUCUACCGUGAUUUCAAGACGUCCAACAUCCUGCUAACCAAGGACUGGCAGGCCAAGCUCUCCGACUUUGGGCUCGCGAGAAGCGGGCCUGAGGGGGACAACACCCACGUGUCUACUCGGGUGGUGGGCACGGUGGGCUAUGCAGCCCCUGAGUACGUGCUGACGGGGCAUCUGACGGUGAAGAGUGACGUGUACAGCUUCGGGGUGGUGCUUCUGGAGCUGAUGACUGGCCGACUAGCUCUUGAUAAGUCAAGGCCCAAGGAGGAGCAGUCUCUAGCAGAGUGGGCAGCCCCCUUCCUCGCGUCGCCCUCCAUCUACCGCAUCAUGGACCCGGCCCUCUCCGGCCGCUACAGCGUGAAGGGCGCCCAGACGGCGGCGGCUGUAGCGAGGGACUGCCUUGACUGCCAGGCUCUUGCAGUCUCAUCUGUGGAUCUUUCUCCUGCCUUGUAA
Messenger RNA from Closterium sp. Naga37s-1, 1893 nucleotides. Lineage: Eukaryota; Viridiplantae; Streptophyta; Zygnematophyceae; Desmidiales; Closteriaceae. The record is from the annotation of a GenBank genome assembly.